Brassica napus (rape) is the source of this 1551-nucleotide messenger RNA. Its product is annotated as probable galacturonosyltransferase-like 7. NCBI's taxonomy places the organism in Eukaryota, Viridiplantae, Streptophyta, Magnoliopsida, Brassicales, Brassicaceae. The coding region runs from base 323 to 1387 and encodes 354 amino acids. Gene Ontology annotation, molecular function: glycosyltransferase activity. The record is from RefSeq and is a predicted model, not a curated record. The transcript has a single exon. Gene Ontology annotation, cellular component: Golgi apparatus.
GAGAGAGAGAGAGAGAGAGAGAGAGAGAGAGAGAGAGAGAACCAAAAGAAGAGAAUGAGGAGAGGGCGUAAAAGAGCAGACGGUGGCGCACCGUAGCACCGCCCCUCCUUAACUUGCGCCUUUCUUCAUUCUUCUUCCGAUUUCGAAAUUAUUCCUCUUCUCCCCUCUCAGGUCAUCUUCGAUCCCAUUUUGAUUCUUACUUCCAGCAUUGGAUUUGUCUCCCGUCAGAUGCAUCACUCACCUUUCUCUCUCUUUGCUUUGAACUUUCAAAAACAUUCGCGGACAUCAAAGGAACCCUAGCCUCCUCCAUCGCCGCCGCCCGAUGCUCCGAAUCAUGCGAUUCUCCGGUUUACUCUCCGUCCUAUUGGCUAUCAUCGUCCUAUCUCCUUCUCUCCAAUCCUUUCCCCCAGCCGAAGCUAUCAGAUCCUCCCACCUCCGAUUCCCAACCUCGCCGCAUAGAUUCUCCUUCAGGAAAUCCCCAGCGAUCCGCAACGCCGCCGAUUGCGCCGCUAUCGACAUCGAUUCCAGCGUCUGCAACCCUUCGUUGGUCCACGUCGCGAUUACUCUCGAUUUCGAGUACCUACGUGGCUCAAUCGCAGCCGUUAAUUCGAUCCUCCAGCACUCGUCGUGCCCCGAGAGCGUCUUCUUCCACUUCCUCGUCUCCGAGCCCGACCUAGAGUCCUUGGUACGCUCCACCUUCCCCGAAUUGAAAUUCAAGGUCUACUACUUCGAUCCGGAGAUCGUACGGACGCUGAUCUCCACCUCCGUGAGGCAAUCGCUCGAGCAGCCGUUGAACUACGCUAGAAACUACCUCGCCGAUCUGUUAGAGCCUUGCGUGCGGCGCGUGAUCUACCUCGAUUCCGAUCUGAUCGUCGUCGACGACAUCGCCAAGCUCUGGAGCACGAGGCUUGGAUCGAAAACGAUCGGAGCUCCGGAGUACUGCCGCGCGAACUUCACCAAGUACUUCACGCCGGCGUUCUGGUCUUCCGAGCGGCUCUCCGCGGCUGCGUUCAGAGGGAGGAGCCCGUGCUACUUCAACACGGGAGUGAUGGUGAUGGAUCUCGAGAGAUGGAGACGCGUGGGGUACACGGAGGCGAUAGAGAAGUGGAUGGAGGUUCAGAAGAGCGAUAGGAUUUACGAGCUGGGGUCUUUGCCUCCGUUCUUGCUCGUUUUCGCCGGGGAGGUUGCGCCGAUUGAGCAUCGGUGGAAUCAGCAUGGUCUCGGUGGAGAUAACGUGAAGGGGAGCUGCAGAGAUCUUCAUCCCGGUCCGGUUAGCUUGUUGCAUUGGUCUGGGAGUGGUAAACCGUGGUUCCGGUUAGAUUCGAGACGGCCUUGUCCACUUGAUUCUCUUUGGGCACCUUAUGAUUUGUAUAGACACUCACGUUGAUCAUUGAUUCUCUGUUACAUAUGGGGUUUGGUUUAUAGUCUCAGCUGGUUUAUGAAACUUUCAUUAAUUCUUUUCCUUUUUGUGUGUUCUUCCUCUGUAUUCUAUUCGAUUGUGAUUGUUCGUCGUUUGUGGAUGAAAUAAAAACAUAAAAAUAGAUACAUUCA